This is a messenger RNA of Cladocopium goreaui, 370 nucleotides long. The record is from the annotation of a GenBank genome assembly. NCBI's taxonomy places the organism in Eukaryota, Dinophyceae, Suessiales, Symbiodiniaceae.
AGGCGAUCUGACGUCCAUGCCCACGAACUUUGGCUUCAAAGUGCAGACGGAUGCGCAAUGGUCAGGUUUUCAGCCCGCUCCCGCGGAGGGCUCCGAGUCGCAACCGUCGGCGCUGCUGAGCUGCGAGACGGCAGAGGUGGUGCUGUGCGCAGAGAGCGCGGAGGAGCGCCGGAGAUGGCUACAGGACAUCGCCGCAGAACUGCGGCGAGCGCGGGCGCGCUGCUUGCGCAUGUGCCCAGCAGUGAGAACAGAGGACUGGGGGCACGAGGCACUCUUGGCGGAAGGCUUGCAGAACGAACACAACGCCAACCGCUACGCCCUUGCGUUGCAGGCUGCGAUUGACCGAAUUUCGGACCAGUCGCAGUGAAAA